Molecule: messenger RNA, 7079 nt
Organism: Caretta caretta (loggerhead turtle)
Lineage: Eukaryota; Metazoa; Chordata; Testudines; Cheloniidae
Gene: SLC35E2B
Product: solute carrier family 35 member E2B
Source: RefSeq, a predicted model, not a curated record
GCUGGAGAGGGGCCCCCGGAGGCUGAACCCCCCCACCCCGAAGCUAGUGCUGGAGAGGGGCCCCUGGAGGAUGACCCUGCAACAGCUGGAGAGAGGCUCCUGGAGGCUGAACAGCCCAACCCAAGCUGGUGCUGGAGAGGGGUCCCUGGAGGGUGAACCUGCCCCCCAUAUAUUGUGACAUAAAUAUAAUUAAGUGGUCACAUGCAGGUAUCUUCCCCAUGAGGAUCUGAUCUAGUGCCCGCUGGAGCAUUAAAACUGGAGUGCUUGACUGUGCUGGGGGCAGAAACACCCUUUGGCCUAGGCUCAGUGACAUGAGUAUACUGAGUAUGUUGCUGUAACCUCCUCUGUCCGUGCAGGCAGCUGUAUUAGUACUUGCUUCUGCUUAUUAAAUUAUGUAUUUCCACUGACCUGAAAGGAGCUGGUUACAGUUCUGGCUGGUGAUGUACCAAGAUCAAGAAGCUUUCAAACCAUGUCUUCUCUGAGCAUGUCUUUGCUGCAGAAUAAUACUGAGAUAAAUUAACAGAAGAUAGAGAGAAAAGAGCUGUUAGAUCAAGUGCUCCAUCUUUCUGCAGAGCAGGGAAGCCAGUGUUUUUUACCCAGAAAAAGCAGUUGACCACCAGAAGGAAUGUGAAGUUCACCAGUAUGUGAAGUUUAUUUCUAAACAAGAUGUUGUCUGGAGGACCAAAUAAACUUUUAUGGACCAUUGGAGCCGAAAGAUUAGUUACAUGACAUUAUUUUUGUCUCUUCACUGUGCAGUUCUGUACCAAGUCAAUGUUGCUUUAUGUUAAGACCAAACAGUAGUCUCCUGACAUCAACAUGUCGUCUGUAACGAACACUCAGACUCUAGCGGACUUUGAUCCUCCUGUCCCUGAGGAAAAGUCAAAGGGGAAAUCAUUAUUUCAGUUGGGCCCCUUCUUUGCUAACAGGAGUGAGAAAAUUGUAAUUGCCAGGAGUGACAGUGUACCAGAAGAAAAUGUACUGAAAAUAACCAUCACUGAGACUACAGUCAUUGAGUCGGACUUGGGCAUCUGGAAUUAUCAUGCUCUGAUCUACCUCACAUUGUGGUUUUUCUUUAGCUUUUGUACCCUUUUUCUUAACAAAUACAUUCUUUCACUACUGGAAGGAGAACCCAGCAUGCUAGGUGCUGUUCAGAUGCUUUCAACCACUUUCAUUGGCUGUAUAAAAAUGUUUGUUCCAUGCUGUUUGUACCAGCACAAAACACGUAUCUCUUACCCUCCCAAUUUCAUCAUGACAAUGUUGUUUGUUGGACUGAUGAGGUUUGCAACAGUGGUUUUAGGUCUAGUAAGCUUGAAAAAUGUGGCUGUUUCAUUUGCUGAAACAGUUAAAAGCUCUGCACCUAUUUUUACUGUCAUUAUGUCCCGGAUGAUUUUAGGGGAAUACACUGGAUUGCUGGUGAAUCUGUCUCUCAUUCCUGUCAUGGGAGGAUUAGCUCUAUGUACAGCCACUGAAAUCAGUUUCAACAUUCUGGGUUUUUCGGCAGCUUUGUCUACUAACAUCAUGGACUGUUUGCAAAAUGUUUUUUCCAAAAAGCUGCUCAGUGGAGACAAAUAUAGGUUUUCUGCUCCAGAACUUCAGUUUUACACAAGUGCUGCUGCAGUUAUUAUGCUCAUUCCAGCUUGGAUAUUUUUCAUGGAUGUGCCAGUGAUUGGGAAAAGUGGAAGGCGUUUCAGUUACAACCAAGAUGUCAUUGUACUGCUCCUAAUAGAUGGAGUCUUGUUCCAUUUGCAGAGUGUUACAGCAUAUGCCUUGAUGGGAAAGAUUUCUCCUGUAACUUUCAGUGUUGCUAGUACUGUGAAGCAUGCGUUGUCAAUCUGGCUAAGUAUUAUUGUGUUUGGUAACAAAAUUACAAGCCUCUCAGCCAUUGGGACAGUUCUAGUAACAAUUGGCGUUUUGCUAUAUAACAAGGCAAAGCAACAUCAGCAAGAAACAAUACAAAGCCUGGCAGUGGCAGCCUCACAGAACACAACUGAAGAUACCAAGCCACUAAUAUCCAAGGAUUUAAAGCCAUAUGAGUGAUACGGCUCUUAAUUCUUCUACCACAACCUGACAUAACUCAGAGGAACUCUCUCUUAAAUGGACGCUACCCUAGCUGUUGGCAAUGCUUGGUUUCUUUGAAUUCACAACAGGUGAAAGAAUGGACUUCACUGCAGAGAAGGAAAAAAGGAGAAGAUCCUAUAAGCCCUGGCUUACUAGAAACUGACAUGUAGAACAGAAGACCAAGAGUAAUCCAAUAUGGUAAACAUUGGCGUCAUACUCCUUUCUUGACUCUGCAAAUAAAUAACAAGACUAUACUGGAGAUAAAACUUCAGUGUCAGAUGGAAAAAUAACUUGUGCCCCAGCCCCACCAAAGUAAUGUGAUAACAUGACCCAUCCCUGUUUUCUGCAUGCUUGCAGUAGGAUGAAACUAGUGCGGAGGAAAAAAAUGUCUAGUUGCCACUCUUCUUAAACAUCCUAGACUGCCUGUGUGCAUGGAGAGGAUCUGGGAGAAAGCACUUUGAAAGACAAAAUCAGUAAUUUUUGCUUACACAGCUGUUGGUGUAAAUGAUGAAAAUAGGCAGCUACUCUUGAGUAUAAAGCCAGCAAAGAGAAUUUUGCUUUCCUUUGAAAUUCUCUAACAACUGGAGCAUUGCAGUUUGCCUGGGUACCGACCACAUGCAUGUUUCUGCAAAAAUGAAACACGCACACAUGCCUAUAAACUAGGAGUCAACACAAAUAAGUAUAGUUGCUAUCAGGCAAAAACCACUGGAAAUUUUCAGAAAUAAAUGAGGCAUCAGCAUUUCUAUAGUAAGUACUGUCUUAAUUUUAGAAAUACAAAAGUUUCCUUUGCAUUGUAAUUUAUCAUAAAAUAUUUUUGAGGCAAGAGGGGAAUGAGUUUGUUUGUUUUAAUCUAUAGGAGAGCAGUAAAAAAACAAUAGACUUCUUGAAAUUCGGGGUUACAACUGUCUUUAGCUUUUGUGCUCAAAUAUUUUAGUAUGUCCUGUUACAGUGAUAAGUCAGAAUGGAUAGAGUUUUAACCUUAAAUUGAGAAUAUUCUGACGUCUGUUUCUUUUAAGUUUUUUUUUUUAAUUUUGCAUGAUAUAAUGUUAAAAAAAAAUCAGUGCUUUGAGAGAAAGAAGGUAGAAAGCUUCAGCUUCAUUUUGAUUAUUUCACUUUUAAAAAACGCUAAAUCUUUCUUCAUUGUUGUCAGAAUUACAGCAUAGGCCUCUCUCUCCAUAGGGCAGCCAUGGUCAUCAAUCAAGAUUUAGAAAUUCCCUACAAUAACCGGUGUAGUCCUGGUUUUACCUAAUGUUAGUGAAACCCAAAUCAGUGCCGUGAAGCACAGUGUAUCAUGCCAUAGGCAUGUCUAACUUUUACCAGACAAAAAUAUAGCAACUUGAUCUGUGGUACAGCCAGAUUUCACUCUCAAACAAAGUGAUGGAUUUGCUCACUCAUAUAGGGCUUUUAAUAUAAAAGAAAUUGCCCCUCCAACUGCAAACAAUAAGUGCUUUUCUCCAGUAAACCAAAGCAUUAAACUACAAGUAACAAAUCCAAACAAGAUGCAAUCUGGGGAUCAUGAAGAGUUUGGGCUGUGAAAAAUUGGGAAUAAAAAACAAAGCUAAGGUAGUAUUCUCAAAGUGUUCAUCCUUUUUUACUGCCUACACACUAAUGUUUGCACUAGCUUUGUGUCUGACCAUCUGACAUGAUCUGGAGAGUGGUCUGUGCUGUAAGGUCAGGGAUAUUGGGAACACACCGAAACAAAGCUAUGCAUUGUUUAAAAAUCCAGUAGUUAAUGUAGAGUGGACGUGCUGCAAUAUAAAACUGUUUCCUUUUAGCUGUUAGAUAUAACUUGCAAUUGUAGUGGUCUCUUUAGACCUGUUUACUUAUUUGGGCAAAUCUGCUGCAUGUCUAGAUCCCUUUAGGGAAAUAAAAAGUUAAGCUUGGAGUUCUGUUUGACAAGAUGCUAGCUUCAGAAGAGUCUGUCUAUAUGAAAGAGUCCACCAUCUAUCCCAUAAAUAAAUUGAGCAUAGUCAGUAGAAUUUAUUGGACACAUUCUGCACAUAGCCAAUUGGCAUAUGUUUCCAGCCUGGCACUAUUUUUCUCAUCUACACAAGGGAUAAACAGAUCUGUAGCUCCAUUUGCCUUGUGACAGCUCAACAUCUAGCCAAAUCAACUACGUGAAUCAGCCAAAUUUCUGAUGAAUGUCAUCUAGAUGCAAAGUCAUAGGUAAAGCUGUGGACUAUUUGAGAUCAAGCUCAUUUUUAAGUUCUGCCUUCCAAUAGUUGACUUAGCGUUCUGCCAAGAAUUUACAGUCGCAAUUUCACUGAGAUUUUCAAAGUCCAGUAUCACUUCUUGGCUUACAUAAAGGUAGAUAAUUGUCAAUAAUUGUGCACGGAACCAAUAUUUUAACUGUCUAGCAUAUUUUUUAUAAAAAGUACACAUCUUCCAUGAACUGCCAUUCUAAGAUGUAAUAUAAGUGGCUUAAUGAAAACAUUUGAUUUUUUUUUUUAAGCUUGUCCUGAUGUAAGUUACCCAAUGCAUUAUUUUCACUGCCAGUUUCUUUUUGAUUGUAUAUGCCUUUUUGUUAAAGAGAAAAUAUGCGAACUGCAUGCAAAGAUUGUUUGGAUUUGGAUUAUUACGUGGCUCAACAGUCAGGCCUUUGAGGUCCAUUGAAGUCCAAGAACAGAGUUCUCUAAUGUUUUCUCUUUGGAAAACAUGACAGAUUUCCUGUUGCCAAAGUGUAUAAUAUGUUUAUUUGAAAAUCAAAGGGCAUAUCCUUAUUUUGCAUGCAUGAUUUUACUACAUCAGAAUAAAUAUAUUGCCUUGGAUUUCUGGGAUGUCAAAGGGCCUUCAAAUAAACCAUUGUGUAAAUACCUAGCUAAUUUGGCAAGGAGAGUGAUACUGAAAACCACAGGGUAAACAUAAAUCACAGUAGGAUAGGGCGGGUAUUUAUUUUAAAAUCCCCCUCACCCCUAGUAUGGCAUACUGAUGCUUGACUGACGGGACCAACUGACUUGCAGAUAUAAGGAAACAGUUCAUUAUGUACAUUAACGAUGAUGAUACUAUCCCCAAAACUACAUAUCUGCCAUCUGAAGAUGUGGUUAAUAAAGCUGCUGUUGGACAAUGAUUAUUAUAUAUAUUAAUCUCCCCAUGGAUAUAAAAUGCUGGGUUAAUUGUAAUUAGGUUGUGACCAUUUCAUGUUGAAUCCCUCUCUCCCCUUAUGACUAAGCGAUCCCAGUGUUCUAGUCACCCUGCAAUUUGAUCUUUCUCUAACUUUCUUAUAAAAAUCUGAGUAGCAUUUGUGGUACAAAUGAGUUACUGUGAAGACUCCAUUAUCGUACAUUGACUCUGCUGCCUGGAUUUUAGCACAAGUGACUUACUUAAGCAGUCCUAAGGAAUCAUUUCUUUUUCAAAUAUGAAUCAAAGCUAAUAUUUUUUUUGUUUGUUUUAAAAAUUAUAGCUCAUGGCCUAUUCCUGACUUUUAUUCAUAGUUUCUCCCCUUUUCUGCAGGUUAUUUCCCCUAUGUUUUUGUCUUUUAGUGGGUGUAGGUUAGAGAUGUAAAUAUUGUUUAAAAAGUUAACUGUUUAAACAAUUAAAAUUACAUGGUUUAAUCGGUUAACCGAUUAAAGGGAGAGGGGCUGGGGUUGGUUGGUCGGGCUGGGGCUGAGGUCAUCUGGCUCGGGACUGGGGCUGCUUCAGCCAGCUGGCCUAGGGUUGGGAGUUAACGGUUAGGGUGGGUUAACCAGUAAGACUAAUGCUUACUGGUUCACCGUUUAAUAUUUUAUAUCCCCAGUGUAGCUGCUUUUAAGUUUCCCCUCAUACCAAUAGCAAGGGAUAGGUGUCUUGAAAAUAACUCGGACAUUUUCUUUUCUCUUGUUCUCUUUCCAGCCACUGCAGAUCUCUAUAAUCACUCUUGUGUUUGUCUUAAGGAAUGAAAGUGCUCCCAAGCCCAGUUUUUGCACAGUCCAACAUGAUGCCUCAGAACUGGGGUGAAUGUUUAGCUUUUAAGCCACUUCUUGAAAGCUGAACACUUCAUGCCUAUUUAAGCAGCAUUUUAUUAAUUUAAUGGAGCUUCCCGAACCACAUUUUGCUAGUCACAUUAGUAACCCUAUCUAAGAAAAUAUGACUCGAACUACCCCAGUUGGGCAGCUCCUCUUCUAACUGUUUUUAGGAGAGAAUCUAAUCACAUCUUCUCUAUCCUGUCGGUAAGGGAUGGAGAAGAGAAGGAGGAGCAGAACACCAGAAAUGGUCAUCAGUAUCCACUUGGAGAGAAUUUCAGCUCCUGAACCGCAAUAAAGCAAGGCUUCCUGGAAGCCUCAGAAAGCUGCCAUGGUUCAGCACCCUCAGAGCCAAGUUUUUGCUAACUAGUCAUUGAUCAGAAGAAAGAAUCAGUGAAUUGCUGUUUCAGUGCAGGCAAAGGGUUCUAAAUGAAGAUUUAAAUAAGUAUGUUACAGAAGAGAGGAAUUUAUCAAGUGGGUAAUAGUAGGGUGACCAGAUAGCAAGUGAGAAAAAUCGGGACCCUUUUUUUCCCCGGGGGAACGAGAUAGUUGUAUGUAAGACAGAGCCCCUAAUAUCAGGAUGGUCCCAAUAAUAUGAGGAUCUCUGGUCACCCUAGAUAAGGGUAUUGGCUCACCGUUCAGCAGUCCUUUAAGUGGAAGAUACUUUAGCGUCUGAGAAACUUGAAAACACAGUAACUCUAAUUGCUGCUUCUAUGUCAGGGCCAAACCUUUAUGUAUUUGAUACCAAACUACGAAUGUUGGACUGAAAUACAUGAUACAUAUUAUUUUGUAGGUAUUUUGUAUAGUCACAAUUCCAGUGUUUAUGUAAGGUAGGACAUUUGAGUACUUUAUAAAAAAAAAAUAAAAUCCCUCAUGCAUAAUCAAUUAAAUAUAACUGUUAAUUCUGUUUGUAAUAAAUAUCUGAUCCUGUGAAUACCAGUCGUGAUUGUUCCUGUGUAUGAUGCAAACAGACAUGAUUAAACAUCCUCGUUUUUUACUUAUUCUUGAAAAGAAGAAAGUUAAUGUAUAAUGUUUUUAUUCAUUAUUUCUUCUAAGAAAAAAAUAAAAAAUUCCAUCAUGUAA